Boleophthalmus pectinirostris (great blue-spotted mudskipper) is the source of this 1044-nucleotide messenger RNA. RefSeq names its product RASD family member 2a (gene rasd2a). The coding region runs from base 1 to 1044 and encodes 347 amino acids. NCBI's taxonomy places the organism in Eukaryota, Metazoa, Chordata, Actinopteri, Gobiiformes, Gobiidae. The transcript has 2 exons. Gene Ontology annotation, molecular function: GTP binding; GTPase activity. The record is from RefSeq and is a predicted model, not a curated record.
AUGAACUCAACUGAGAAGGGCUACCUUCCUUUUGAUGGCAUCCUCGACCUGUUCAGCCUCCUCGGACAGCAGCCCCUAGGCGUUUCGCACCUGUUGACGCACAGAGCGUCCUUCAUUCAGCAUCCCAGCACGUUCAGUUUGUCCAAGGCGGGCAUGAGCAUCGUAAAAACGGUCCACGACUGCCGGGGAGGACAUGUGAAAAUGACGAGGUCAGCCCGGUCUAGCUCUGGCCAGAGACAAGUAUCCAGUGAAAAACUAGUGAAAAAGUCAGUAGAUAACAUGGAUCUCGGGCGGAUAAAGCCGCAAAACUGCCAGAGGAUAGUCGUGCUCGGUGCGCCAAAGGUGGGCAAAACCAACCUCCUGCUCAGGUUUUUGGGUAAAGACUUUAAAGAGCACUAUGAACCCACUAGAGAGGACUUUCACAGAAAGCUGUUUCACAUCGGAGGAGAGACGUACCGAGUGGAUCUGCUGGAUGCGGCGUGCGAGAGAGACUUCCCCGCGAAGCGCAGACUGUCUAUCCUCACAGGUGACAUCUUUCUGCUCGUCUUCAGUUUGGACAGCAGAGACUCUUUCCGAGAAGUGUGUGAGCUGUUCAGUGAGAUCAAAUCUGCAAAGACAAAGUUUCUCAAAAUGAAGACUCCGGCCAAGGUCCCUAUAGUGGUCUGUGGGAACAAGACGGACCUGGGCGCAUCCCAGAGAGUCAUGGGCCGCUCUGAAGUGGUCAAAACAUUGGGUGAAGACGUUACGUACGUCGAAACCUCCGCCAAGAACAGUACAGGACUGGAAAUCAUGUUCCGUGCGCUGGCCCGACUGGGCGGUUUGCCUGACGAAACGAGCCCGUCCCGUCACGAGAUCAUCCCCAUCCUCAGCUACCAGUCUCUGUGCGCGAGCCAAAGGGGCAGAAGCAGCAAGACGCACAAGGCACGUGCGCCAUGUGGGGCCGUGGAUCCAUUGGCGCGCAGACCCAGUUUCACCACGGAUCUGAAGCUAGUGCUUGGAUCAAGCACAAAAUCAUCCAAACCCGAGAGGUGUCAGAUUCAAUGA